This is a messenger RNA of Lycium ferocissimum, 761 nucleotides long. RefSeq lists its product as uncharacterized. Lineage: Eukaryota; Viridiplantae; Streptophyta; Magnoliopsida; Solanales; Solanaceae. The transcript is spliced from 5 exons. The record is from RefSeq and is a predicted model, not a curated record. Bases 42 to 452 code for a protein of 136 amino acids.
UACCAAACGACCCCUAAGCAAUCAGUAGAAGCAACGGACCUAUGCUGCGACGACCAAGCGUGAACAAAGUAGAGAAGAUUAUCAAAAACAGUUCAUCUAAGAAAGAGAAACCAAAAAUGGAUCCUCAAAUCUGGCACAAGGUUGCUGCCAUAUCUGGUGUAGCUGCUCUUGGAUUAGGAACUUAUGGGGCUCAUGGAUUCAAGCCCAAAAAUCCCACUUACAAAGAGGUGUGGCAUACUGCAUCACUGUAUCAUUUGGUUCAUACUGCUGCCCUUGUUGCUGCGCCUAUCACUAAACAUCCUAACAUUUUUGGAGGACUGCUAACUGGUGGAAUUAUGGCUUUCUCUGGAACGUGUUAUGCAGUUGCACUUCUUGAAGACAGGAAAUACUCAACCUUUGCCCCUUUUGGUGGCUUUGCAUUUAUUGCUGCUUGGGCAAGUUUAUUGUUUUAGGAGAAUGGAUGCCCAAAGUUAGCAAGCUGCUGUUGCUAAACUUGAUUGAUACUGCAGAUUUGAUGAACGUUUGGUGAAUCAAAAGUGCCCGUGACACUUCUCAGUUUCACUUUCUGUAAAAUAGGAAUGGAACUGGGGAAAUGUCCUGUAAGCAUCAUUCAACAGUUCUUGAAUGUGUAAAAGAUAUGUUGAAGUUCAAUAUACUGAAUACAUAGACUAUUUUAUCCUCAUUAUGGUGGUAUUAAGCGCCAAAGUUGAUUUGAAUUUUCCUAAUACAAAGUUAAUGCUAAAUUCGAGCUUUCACAUUUU